This is a messenger RNA of Nymphaea colorata (pocket water lily), 1623 nucleotides long. Its product is annotated as DNA polymerase delta small subunit. Bases 74 to 1408 code for a protein of 444 amino acids. Gene Ontology annotation, cellular component: delta DNA polymerase complex. Gene Ontology annotation, molecular function: DNA binding. Lineage: Eukaryota; Viridiplantae; Streptophyta; Magnoliopsida; Nymphaeales; Nymphaeaceae. Gene Ontology annotation, biological process: DNA strand elongation involved in DNA replication; DNA replication. The record is from RefSeq and is a predicted model, not a curated record. The transcript is spliced from 14 exons.
UCCACGACCCGGGAUUCUUGGGGCGCCCCAGCGACAAGAGGCCUCGACUGUCCGUUUCAGAUUGUUUCCCGCCAUGGCUCCGAUGGAGGCGGACGGCGAGCUGCCCACCGCUACACUACAAAGAAAACAAGCGAUCUAUAAAUCUAAGGACGAGGGGUUUUUGCUGGGGGCACCAACGUACAAGGGUCAGCAGUACAGCCAACUCUACUUCGCUCGGCUGCAUGUAUUGAGGGAGCUCCUUCGUUCCCUUGCCAAGAAAUGGAAGCCCCAUUUGUCAGUUCAGAAUAUUUUGGGUCUUGAAGAAGGGAAGGAUUGUAUCAUCAUCGGGACCCUGUACAAGCAAAUGAAGCUCAAGCCUUCCGUUCUUGAUGAAUACUCAAAAGAGAGAUCGUCUGUGCCUCUCGUGAAACCUCACAAUUUCAUGCAUCCGGACGACCACCUAAUAUUAGAAGACGAGAGGGGACGAGUUAAACUCGCCGGCAGUGCGCUUCCUCCAUCAGAAUUUGUGACAGGCGUUGUUGUGGCUCUUCACGGCAAGGAAAUUAGCGAUGGUACCUUUCUAGUUGAAGACGUGCUGGAAGCUGGGCUGCCAGCACAAACCAAAUUGCCUCUUGAGCCGAGAGAAGACAAAUAUGUUGUUUUUGUGUCAGGAUUGAGUAUGGGAAGCAGGUUAUCUAACCCUCUUCAGUAUCAGUUGCUUGUGGACCAUUUAACUGGGCAUUUAGGAGGUGGAAAUGAGCAAAGCAUGGCAUCACAGAUUGUGCACGUGGUGAUUACUGGAAAUUCUGUUGAACUUCAACAGGGACUUCUUGCAGGUCAGGCCUUAGGUCCAAAGGACCAAAACAAGCUUUAUGAGCCAAUCAAGGAGCUUGAUCUUAUGUUAACUCAGCUUGCAUCGUCUGUUCCUGUAGAUAUUAUGCCAGGGGCAAGUGAUCCUGCCAACUUCUCUUUGCCUCAGCAGCCUUUGCACAGGUUUCUUUUCUCAGGAGCAUCCUCUUUUAACACCUUCCUAUCGAGUACCAACCCUCACCGUUUUAUACUUGAUGAUAUUCUGUUUCUUGGAACAUCUGGUCAGAACAUAGAUGAUCUUGAGAAAUACUCUGAUGCGAAAGACAAACUGGAGUUCUUAGAGCGGACCCUGAGGUGGAGGCAUUUAGCACCAACUGCCCCAGAUACGCUUGGAUGCUAUCCAUUCACUGAUGGGGAUCCAUUUGUUAUUGAUGGUUGCCCUCAUGUUUAUUUUGUUGGCAAUCAGAGCAGAUAUGAAAGUCGUAUAUUAAAAGGCUCUGAAGGACAGGUGGUUAGACUGAUAUGCAUUCCAAGAUUUUGUGAGACUGGUGUUGCUGUCCUGUUAAAUUUGCGGGACCUUGAAUGCUAUCCUCUUCAGAUUGUCUGUAACAUAUCUUGAAGUAUGAGAUUGAGGGAAGUAGGCAGUUGUUUUCGUCUCGGAUUCAACAUUGAGUUCUUGAUAAACGUUUCUGCUGAAACUGUAUCGUCUCAUUUAUUUCUAUACUUUGUUUCUGCUUAAAAUAGCUGCAUUUGUUGUAAAAUAUGUGGUUUAGUUGCAUGGCAGAUGCUCGCUUCUCUCCCUUUCAAAUGUUAUUAUAUUACUUGUUGGGCACA